ACCAUCAUUACAUAAGUGAGGAUAUGAACCGCAGAUAACAUUGCCAAGAGCGAACGGCUAGAUUAAGCUUGGAAGUAGCAAAGGUACCAUCUCAAGUCGCUUAUCCUCAUCAGAUCGAACAAACACUCUUCUGUCUUCCAACUGACACAAGGACUAUCAAUAUAAUUCAAGAACAAGGCCGAAACCCAGCAAGCCAAGCGAAGAAAAAGAAAGAAAAGGGGGAAAUAAAAGGCCUGGAAAAUGACACGAUCCAAGGCAAAAGUCCGGAACAAAAAGCAGAAAACUGUGGCGGAUGAUCUCUUAGAUCCUGGCAAAAGCCAUUUGACAAUGCAGCAAGAAGCGCGCAACACUGAAGGACGCAGCCUAUGGAGGACAGGUGCCUCACUACGCCACCAAACAGUCCGUUUCGUGAGCGCCCGGGACAUUAACCGGGAGAGUGAAACGCAAACCCCUCCCAGCACAAUUGAGACUACCGCACAGGAAGAGAACCUGGAAACACUGGCGAUCAAGAAUUGCGACCAGCCGACGGCUACAUUCUUGCCAGAGAGCAGGCCGGGAAACGAGGACCCAUCCUUCUGCGCCGAGUUAGUUGACAACCUCGAAUCGACAGCGAUAUCGGAUCCCAUAGUUCAUUCCACCACGCUGUCUCACGCGGAUUCGAGUGAAGAUGAGGUUGUGUUUCGUGGCCGGAGAUACCAGCAUGGGGAACGCAGAUCCCACCCCUCGGAGAUCCAGACGCAAAAGGUUGUCCCUAUCGCCGGUAGUCAGCAACCAAGAGCAUCCGAGCCCAGCGAAUCGGAAAUCCCUUGCUCAAACUCCGAGUCCAACUCAUUGCCCGCUCCCAAACCAUCACAGACAAAAAACUGCCCCCAGGAAAUGGACAGCCCAAGUUACAUUUCGCUUGCCAGCGAUAGGCGGCUGCGCAAAAAAUGGAAAAGAGACGACGAUGACAUACUCGCCGACUACAUAGACAAUAUUGACAGCGAAUACUCGAUACUGGGCAGUUCUCUACACCCUGUUAAAGCUCAAGAACCAGACAAUCCCGACAAGGUGGUACCAACGUCCGUUAUGGGUUUGAACUCCGCAGCUGAAAAGAAUCUGCGCCCGAAUGAGGAUUCCGCUCAACGCGGUAAUAUGACACUGGGCGAUGAACAAGAGUGCGGCGAGAAUGAUAAUUUAGAGUGUCACUACAACCAUUGGAAUCAAGAAAUAAAUCAAGAGGCAUCGGUUGACCGAAUAUUCCGUACGAAUGGCGCCUCACCCGCUUCAUCAGACGAUACAGACACAGAGGACGUAGAAGAGGAAAAUUCUGAGAAACUGCACACAUAUGACAACGGUUUCUUUGCGUCUGCGACGGCUUUUGCUGAUGCACUGGAAUUUGAUCCCUACUAUGGAUUCGAUAUCAUGGACUACAACCGACCAAGUGUGAAAAAGAAGUCUAAAGGAAAGGGCCGUCCUUUGGAUAUCAAUCUAUCAGACAGUGAACUUGAGUCUGAGCUGGUGAAUGCCUGGCAAAACGACAGGGCAAAGAAGAAGGCCAGGAAGCAAAAACGCGAAGAGCUACGCUCUCUGGGCCUAUUGGGCCGGGGCCGCCAAAACCCGUCCCUAAAAGACAAAUAUUCCAAUGGAAUAGGCAACGAGGACCUGAAAAGCGAAAUUCGACAUUUUCUCCUCUCACCAAGAGACAGCUUGGCUCUGCCUCCCAUGUCGAAGCAGCACCGCAAACUGGUCCACGAGCUGGCCAAUGUUUUGUCUAUGAAAUCGCAAUCUCGAGGCAAGGGAUCCUCGAGGUUUCCCAUCGUGCACAAGACCUCUCGGACUCCUACAUAUACAUCCAAAACCGUGUCUCAAAUGGAUCGGAUCUUAUCAAACGGGCGUGGCCAACGCGGGCUCAAACCCCGGGACUCGAAGACGAGCAAGCCUAGCAAGUCGCGCCGCGGGCGAACCGAUGCAACCGUUUCCUACAUGGAUGGUGAUGUCGUCGGAGGAUCGGCACCUGAAAUUGGUGCCGAGAAUAAGGGCAGGGCUAUGCUUGAGAAAAUGGGAUGGAGUAUUGGCACCCCUCUUGGUUCUAUGAAUAAUAAGGGUAUUCUUCUACCUGUUGCACAUGUUGUGAAGAACUCGAGGGCUGGGUUAGGAUAAAUAGCAUGCGCACGCGAUAGUCAGAGCAAGUUGGUAGUCUCGGCUUCUUUUCUCCAGUUUUCUCUUUUCGUUACCCUACGUGCCGUGAUAAUAGGGCAACAGGCCUGUAAAAGAGAUACGUGUGAA
Aspergillus welwitschiae is the source of this 2268-nucleotide messenger RNA. RefSeq names its product putative R3H and G-patch domain protein. NCBI's taxonomy places the organism in Eukaryota, Fungi, Ascomycota, Eurotiomycetes, Eurotiales, Aspergillaceae. The record is from RefSeq and is a predicted model, not a curated record. Gene Ontology annotation, molecular function: nucleic acid binding. The coding region runs from base 241 to 2142 and encodes 633 amino acids. The transcript is spliced from 5 exons.